This is a messenger RNA of Dendroctonus ponderosae (mountain pine beetle), 3075 nucleotides long. RefSeq names its product bromodomain-containing protein 8. The record is from RefSeq and is a predicted model, not a curated record. Lineage: Eukaryota; Metazoa; Arthropoda; Insecta; Coleoptera; Curculionidae. The coding region runs from base 408 to 2882 and encodes 824 amino acids. Gene Ontology annotation, cellular component: NuA4 histone acetyltransferase complex. The transcript is spliced from 3 exons. Gene Ontology annotation, molecular function: protein binding.
UUGGCAGGUUACAUGCAAGAACUCCAGUUACAAACAAGUACUAAAGUAUUUGUAUAUAGUUGGUUAUAAUGUUCCCAGAAGGUUACAAGCAUGAUACAAUGAAUGAAUCCAUGUAUUGUAUUUAUUGUAUCAUGGUUACAAGGAUUUUGCUUUUUAGCGUCGCCUAUUAAAAAGUGUCAGCACUGGCAGCAUCGGAUCAUUGUUGACAUUAAAUCGACAAAUGACGGUAUGCCCAUUUGUUUGGAUUACUUUAUAAUAAUAAGUGUUUGUAAAUACAACGUGCUAUACAUGAAUAGAAUAGAAGGUAUCAGAGUCACCCCACUAAGCGCAUAAGCAGCAGAACUUGACUGCCAUUGAGUCCACGCAACGUGUAGGUUAACGGGCCGUCCAGUACCAUUAACUACAAAAUGAAUGUAUCGUCAAUCCAAGAGCGGCUCCAAUUGAAACGUGAGCCUUUAGACAAAUGGUCUGUUCGCGAGCAGCUAUGCUUGGCUUCAGCAGUUUCGCGAAGUGGAGACCAGAAUUGGAUGUCCGUCAGUCGAGCACUCAAACCAUUCGGCGAUAGCAAUCGGCCUUUAGACUGGUUUCAUCAGAAAAACUGUGCCGCCCAAUAUGGAGCUCUGCUCUCUCACGUUGAAACGCCUAAGCGGAAGAAGCGAUCGGGUAACGAGACCAUUAUGGAAACCCCUGUCGAAUGCAUCCUGAGGCGACUAUUGUCUGAAAGACAGAACCAACUCAGAGAGCUGCUGGCUGAAGAAAAAGCCGAGUAUAACAGAUUGCAAGACGAUAUGAAGCAGAUGCAGUCAGGAAAGUUGUCAGAAGAACAGCUGGACAAAUGGUGUAAAGAAAUUGACGAAGAAGAAUCAAAAAGGGAAGAAGAGACAUCGAAUCGUGUGAAAUGGCUGAAACAGCGAGAUUUGCGGAAGCAAGAGAUAGAACGAGCAUGGAGAUUGACCAAACCGUCCUCAGUUUCCCUCUCUAGUCAAAAACGUAAAUCCCCUGUUGAUGACUUUUUGGAGCAAGAAAUUGGUGUCUCCCAGUACAUGAACCUUCAACGACCACAGAAACCCUCCCAGUUUUCCGCGGAGAUUCAGCAACCGCCCGAGCCGGCCAAACCUGCUCUGUCGCCGCUAUUAACCAGCCUGUUAAAGUCACCCUCACAAGUUCCCAUCUCCACUUCAUCUAUUUUGCAUACUGCCAUCACUCAACAGAGCAAUAAAUUGCCGGAAGUGAGUAGCAGCCAUUCCAGUCCGACCAUUACCAGUCUGUUGCAUUCAAGUGCCAUAUCGUUUACUCAAAACCAAUCGGACGAUUGCAGUCAGCCCUUAAAUGCUGAUAUUUUAGAUGACAACAAUUUGAAAAUUGACGAUUUAGCUAAAAGUAUUCUGGUGCAGGAUGGGCCAUUCCCUGAGAUUAAAAAAGAAGAAGUCGAUGAUAUUAUUUCGGAAAUAAUCGAAAACAAUCAUGACAUUGUGUCUGAUCCGGAGCAGCAUUUGCAGCUCGACGGGAAUGGAGAUAUUAACAUUAAUUUGGAAUUGGAUGAACUGGAACAAGAAGAGACCAUGAAGGAUGCGUCCUGCCCAGUCAAGCCAGAACCCCCAGUAGAGGUUCCCCCAGUCGUGGACCCUUUCGAGUUUCAGGAAGAUCCGAUAAUGUUUGAAUCGCCAGUGAAAACAGUAAAACAAGAAGGCCAAUAUCUCCCGCUGUACCAGCAGUCUUCGCCAGUGAAGGUCGAAGAAACGGACAAAGUUAAAGCAACGGAAUCGGCUGAGAGUAGGAAUAAUUCUUUAAAUCCGCAAUCUUCUUUCGAUGUAGUUACAGACAAAACUGUUGUGGAAGAGGUGCAAAAAAUCGCUAGUGACUGCCCCAUCAGUACUGAUGCAGCCCAAUACGAAGAAAAUGACACCAAACCCAUAUCGACCCAAGAGAAUGUUUCAGAAAAAGCGAAUGUUGUAGAGGAGGAUAAAGAAUGUAUAGCUCAAACAGAUGCUCCAGCUGAUGAACAGCCGGCCUUAGAAACUCAAGAAGAGUUAAAGUCAAGUUGCUGCGAGUUGCCGAAAACCGACGAAUCCAGUUCAGAAACAACAAAUUUAUCACAGAGCGAAACUGCUCCCGAGUAUGAAGAUGAUCUAUAUGAUAAUGUCAAUAUGGAGGUGAAAAUCGACAAAACGGGCAAAACAAAGCGGGAUUAUUCACGCACUAAAAAGAGAGACGACAAGAACUUCGAUAUGCUGAUCGGUAUUGAAAAACCUCAUCUGGACAACGACGAUUUCUCUGACAAAAAAGAGCCAGUGAUGGUGCCCUUGAUGAAAGUGGACAAUGAGCGUUCUAAUAGUCCAUGGGCAGAAGAAGAAGACGGGAAUUUGAAAAAACGGCGAUAUUCUACCCCCAUGGACUCGAUGCCUAAUUCUCCUGCGUCUAGCACUGCUUACGACGACGACAAGGACUAUCGAAACUGGAAGAAGUCCAUGAUGUUGGUGUACAAUCGUUUGGCUUCGAAUAAGUAUGCAUCACUCUUUUUUAAGCCUAUCACUGAAGAACAUGCACCGGGUUAUCGGGCUAUCGUGUAUAGGCCCAUGGAUCUGCAGACUAUCAAGAAAAAUAUCGAUACAGGAGUGAUUCGCACAUCCCUCGAGUUUAAACGUGAUGUAAUGCUUAUGUUUACCAAUGCCAUCAUGUUCAAUAAGACGAGAGAUACGGUUUAUAACAUGGCUUUACAAAUGCAAAAAGAGUCGAUGAAUCCAAUCGACAUUCUGUUACAGGCAGAUGGGCAAGUGGAAGCACCGAUCAGGCGAGAAACUCGCACAAGUGAAUCGGGUUGCAAGCGGAAAAGGGGCGGGGGCGUUGAGGAAAGUACAAAAAAAAGGAAAAAAGAUGAAUAACAUGAUAGAAUUUACAAGAAUUUUAUACUGAUACUGGUAUAAAGUAUAUAUGUAUUUGUACAAUCCCACACGUUUGCGCCAAUUUCUAAGUAUACAGAAAAACAUGUUUGAAUAAGCCGGUCAUUAGAAAUUGCUUUGCCCACUAAUUUUCUAGCCUCAAGUUUGCAUUUAAUAUAUUAAUUUAAAUGUGCAA